Messenger RNA from Colletotrichum fioriniae, 1524 nucleotides. RefSeq lists its product as uncharacterized. The record is from RefSeq and is a predicted model, not a curated record. Gene Ontology annotation, cellular component: mitochondrial outer membrane. Gene Ontology annotation, molecular function: tRNA threonylcarbamoyladenosine dehydratase activity; ubiquitin-like modifier activating enzyme activity. Lineage: Eukaryota; Fungi; Ascomycota; Sordariomycetes; Glomerellales; Glomerellaceae. Gene Ontology annotation, biological process: cyclic threonylcarbamoyladenosine biosynthetic process.
AUGUCUUCAUUCUUCUCUAAAGCGGCGUCAAGUCCGCAUGCGCAACUGGCUGCUACCGCUGUGUUAUCAGGCGCCACGGUAGCGUGUCUCAUCCUCGGCUACCAAGCAUUCGAAAGAAAAGAACGAAUUCAAGAUCUCAAAAAGUCCAUCCCUUCUUCUGCUGAAGAGGCUGCCAAGCUCACUCGGUACGGCGCCGCCUCUCCCCCAGUAGACAAGGAGGAUGCCCGCAACCAGGCUCUCGCAAGGAGAGCACAGGCCGGCGACUUUGACGAAGACCUCAUCCUCGAACAGCUCGCCCGCAACAGGGUCUUCUUAAAAGACGACGGCCUGCAAAAGCUCCGCAACGCCUUCGUCAUCGUCGUCGGCUGCGGCGGCGUCGGUUCCCACUGCACCGCCGCCCUCGCCCGCUCAGGCGUCUCCAAGAUCCGCCUCAUCGACUUUGACCAGGUGACCCUCAGCUCCCUCAACCGACACGCCGUCGCCACGCUGGCGGACGUCGGCAUCCCCAAAGUCCAGUGCCUCUACCGCCGCCUCAUCGCCAUCGCCCCCUGGGCCAAGUACGAGCUCAAGAACCAAAAGUUUGAAAAGAUUGCCGCCGACGCGCUGCUUGCGCCCUGGGCCGAGGACGGACAGAAGCCGGACUAUGUCGUCGACGCGAUUGACAAUAUCGAUACAAAGGUCGCUCUGCUCAAGUACUGCCACGAUCACGGCAUUCCCGUCAUCUCCUCCAUGGGAGCCGGGGCCAAGGGCGACCCUACGCGCGUUAAUGUCGGCGAUAUCGGAGCCAGCACCGACGACGGGCUUUCUAGGGCGACGCGCAGGAAGCUGAAGCUGCAGGGCGUGACUGGCGGAAUUCCCGUCGUGUACUCGACUGAGGUCGCCGGCGAGGGCAAGGCUGCUCUCUUGCCGCUCGACGAGGAAGAGUUCAAGAAGGGCCAGGUUGGCGAUCUCAGUGUUUUGCCAACUUUCAGAGUCCGGAUUCUGCCCGUUCUUGGAACCAUGCCUGCUGUCUUUGGAUACAUCGCCGCGAACCACGUCAUUCUCAGCAUUUCAGGAUACCCCCUCGACUACGUUCCGGCCAAGAACCGCGACAAGCUCUACACCGACAUCGUCGCAUUCGUUCAGGGCUCCGAGACGAGAAUCGUCCACCACAGAUUCGGCAUCGAAGAGUCCAAGGGUCUCCGCAUCCCCGUCUCCCUCGGCGACGCCGCCUUCUUGACUGAGGAGCUGUGGAAGGGACGCAGCGCCGUUACCGGUCUCAUCAACAGACUCGUGCUGGUGCGGUGGAGACGGCCCGAGGGCCAGACCAAGCUGCGCAUCGGCGAGGGCGCCGAGGAGCAGAAGUGGUCCAACAUUCGCUUCCGCGACUUGGUCUGUAUGACCAGAGACGAGGCUCUCCGCCACGAGAAGGAGUACCUUAAGAAGGACGAUACCAAGUUGGAGGAUCUGUACGAUGCGGACAUCAUUGCCCGGAUAGAGGCUAGGUUGGAGGAAGCUGUCGAGGUCGAGAAGGAUAGACUUUGA